CAAAUCAAAGACAUUUCAUACCAAAUCGGCAUAUCAUCUCCCCCAAUUUUCGCACUCCUAGUGUCAGUGAUGAGCUCUCCUCCUUCAAAGCGAUAUGAACAGCACAGAUUCCUUUCAAUCGCAGAACUCCUUCUUCCAUGGCUAACCCCACAAGAACUCUCCACCAUAUCCUGCACCUGCCACACCCUAUCCCGCCUCUCCAAACGCAUCACCGCCGUCCGAUCCUCCGAUGCUUCUAGAUCAUUUGAACCCCUUCCCAUCCCUUUCAUCAACACCGUGGAUUCUCACCCCUACACUUACUUCCUCUACACCCCCACAUGCCUUAUUUCCUCCCCCGAUUUUGCCCGCCAAUUUUGGGGUUCCCCUUUAAACCCUAACCCUAUUCCCCAAAUCAAUUUUGAUUCUUUUGCGGAAGUUUCUGGCACUGUUGGGUGUGAUUGUGGUGAAAUUUGUGAUGAGGAGUGCUCUUGUUUAGUGUUGAGGGGCGGUGUAGUGGUUACCGAAUGCGGAAUGAGUUGUGAUUGCGAGUUAAGUUGUGGGAAUCGGGAGACUCAGAAGGGUGUUACUGUCGAGUUGAAGAUUGUUAGGGUUGAGAAUAAGGGUUGGGGUUUGUUUGCUGCUCAAUUUAUUCCUUCAGGACUGUUUGUUUGUGAAUAUGCAGGUGAACUAUUGACAACUAAAGAGGCAAACAGACGGCAACAAGUAUAUGAUGAACUUACAAAAGGUGGUCGGUUUUCAUCUGCUCUUUUGGUGGUGCGGGAGUUUCUUCCUUCAAGGAAAGCAUGUUUCAGAAUCAACAUUGACGCCACAAGAAUCGGAAAUGUUGCACGGUUCAUAAACCAUUCUUGUGAUGGCGGCAAUCUAUCAACUGUACUGAUCAGAAGUUCAGGAGCUCUGUUGCCCCGGGUUUGCUUUUUUACUUCCAGAGAUAUACAGGCAGGUGAAGAACUUAGCUUUAGCUAUGGGGAUGUCAGGCUUAGGCCCGAAGGGUUGCAUUGUUUUUGUGGUAGCUCUUGUUGUUUCGGCAUUAUGCCCUCAGAAGACACCUGACAUGACUACAACAAUUGCUACUGUUCUAAACAUGCAUGCUUUCCACAUUCCAGAAAAAGGCAAUAUUAUGGUAAACAUUUUUCAUUCAUAGCGUAAAGCCGUAAACCAUUCUACAAUAUGCCUUGAUCCGUUACAUAAUAUCGUUUUUCUUGAGAAAACAUUUUCCAUGAAAGUAUGUAUUUGUUCAAAAAGUUACACUGACACGAUAUUGUUCCAUUUUUACUGAAAUUGUUGAAACUUUGAAAUA
Spinacia oleracea (spinach) is the source of this 1297-nucleotide messenger RNA. RefSeq names its product histone-lysine N-methyltransferase SUVR3. NCBI's taxonomy places the organism in Eukaryota, Viridiplantae, Streptophyta, Magnoliopsida, Caryophyllales, Amaranthaceae. Gene Ontology annotation, molecular function: protein binding. The transcript is spliced from 2 exons. The record is from RefSeq and is a predicted model, not a curated record. Bases 70 to 1050 code for a protein of 326 amino acids.